UGUGGUUGUCGUUGGAAGCACUCAACCUAUUGAAGUUGUAAAUGUGCAGGUGAAGAAAACGCACAAAAGAUGGAUCCGAAGCUAACUGAGGUUUCUCAGCUCUUUGAUCGCUUUAAGGCUGCAUUUCUCAGGAACGACUAUGAUACCUGUUCCAAUCUCCUUUCCCAGCUAAAGGUGAUGCUAACAGAGUUCAGAAGCCUUCCACCCUUGUUUGCUGAUACACCUAAUGCUGUUCAUGAGUUAACAAUAGCAAGGGAUAUAUACGAGCAUGCUGUUGUCCUUAGCGUGAAAAUCGAGGAUCAGGAUGCCUUCGAAAGGGAUUUCUUUCAGUUGAAACCUUAUUAUACAGAUGCCUGUAAUCGUCUUCCACCAUCUUCUCAGGAGUACCCAAUACUAGGUCUCAACCUGUUGAGACUACUUGUGCAGAAUAGGAUUGCUGAAUUCCAUACUGAGUUGGAAUUGCUUUCAUCCGCCGCACUAGAGAAUCCUUGCAUUAAGCAUGCUGUGGAGUUGGAGCAAUCUUUUAUGGAAGGUGCUUACAAUCGCGUAUUGAGUGCUCGACAGACAGUGCCACAUGAUACAUAUGUUUAUUUCAUGGAUCUUUUGGCUAAGACCGUCAGAGAUGAAAUAGCAGGAUGCAGUGAGAGAGCAUAUGACUCUCUUUCAAUUAAGGAUGCUAGGCAAAUGUUGUUGUUCUCCUCAGACCAGGAACUCUUGGAAUAUAUUAAAGAGGAGCAUCCUGAGUGGGAGAUAAAGAGUGGUUGUGUCUUUUUCCAAAAGGCAAAAGAAUCUGCACCAUGCAAAGAAAUACCCUCUUUGCAACUCAUCAACCAGACGCUUAGUUAUGCUAGGGAGUUGGAGAGGAUAGUUUGAAAAGAAAGCAAUGGCUUGUGUUUCUAAAUUUCCAGGUGUUUGGAUAAUAGUUGUUAAUACUGUCUCUUGAAAUUGUUUAUUUCUGAUGCAAUGCGGAACUUUUUCACCUCUGUAUUUUGGUCAUCUAGGUGGCUGUAUUGUUUGUUGGGGUAUUUUUUUUAUUCCUUUAGUUGUGCUCUGGGAAAAUAGAAAAAACACUCCAUACUUAUGUUGACUGUUCUAUGUUGAGGACUGGAAGAUUGAUGAUUCUGUAGUCUGAAUUUCAAAGCCAUUAAAAGGUUCAGUUUCAAAUUAUGGGAUUUUCCAUUUUUAGG
Messenger RNA from Gastrolobium bilobum, 1187 nucleotides. Its product is annotated as 26S proteasome non-ATPase regulatory subunit 8 homolog A-like. The transcript is spliced from 6 exons. Gene Ontology annotation, cellular component: proteasome regulatory particle; cytosol; proteasome regulatory particle, lid subcomplex. The record is from RefSeq and is a predicted model, not a curated record. The coding region runs from base 70 to 873 and encodes 267 amino acids. Lineage: Eukaryota; Viridiplantae; Streptophyta; Magnoliopsida; Fabales; Fabaceae. Gene Ontology annotation, biological process: proteasome-mediated ubiquitin-dependent protein catabolic process.